This is a messenger RNA of Cornus florida, 1746 nucleotides long. RefSeq lists its product as uncharacterized. The transcript has a single exon. NCBI's taxonomy places the organism in Eukaryota, Viridiplantae, Streptophyta, Magnoliopsida, Cornales, Cornaceae. Bases 108 to 926 code for a protein of 272 amino acids. The record is from RefSeq and is a predicted model, not a curated record.
UUUCACGUUCCAUAAUUUCUUCAACACCUCUUUUUCUUGACUCAUGUUCAAUCUUCAUCUUAAACCACUUCUCUUCUUCUUUUUCUUCUACAUGCAAUAUCUACCCAAUGAAGGACUUGUCCUUCUUUCUCCUCAAGAACUCUCUCGGAGCGAAAAUGAGGAAAGGGUUCAAAAGCUUCUGCAACAAUGAUGGCUCCACCUCUACUCUCAACCAACGUCGAGAAAUCCCCCUACCCAUCGUCGACCCCUUGGACAAUACAGGUUCGGAGCAAAGCCCUCCAACUUUGGAGGAGAUGAUAAUUCAGUUAGAGUUAGAAGAGAAGAUGGCGGUGAGGAAGGCUAAGCUUGAUGAGUAUGGUGAAGUGCGACGCAGAAUGUCAUGUGUUAACAACUCUGACAUACUAAGAUCUGCGAGGAACGCGUUGAAUCAGUACCCUAGGUUUUCUCUUGAUGGGAAGGAUGCCAUGUAUCAGUCUUCGUUCCGAAACCUGCCACCUAUCAACACUGCAGGUGGGAGGAAGUCAAUUUGCUGCGAAUACGGGUUAAGGAAGGGCAUGUACAAGGAUGGUUCCGAUUCAAAAGGAGAGAAAGUGCCAUGUUUGCCACAAAAAUUAGCAGGAGAGAGAGUGGUUUGGUGCAAACCUGGGGUGGUGGCUAAGUUGAUGGGGCUUGAAGCCAUGCCAGUUUCAAUAGGUAGCAAGAGAAGUAAAGAAAGAUUGAGCUCAGCUAUUAGGAUGCAAAAUCUGAAGAGGAGAACUGAAAGGCAUGAUAAGGACAGAAGAGUUGUCAUGGAUCUGAAUGGAUGUGGUGAAAGAAAAAGAGGGAUACGAGGUUCGUGUUCAACCACCGAAUACUGUGUUAUGAAGCCGAUAGCUGUAGAGACAGCGAAGGAUGAAGCAGGUUGGCCAAUUCGUCGUUUCCUAUAGAAUAUAGCUGAGUUGGGAUUUGAAUGUGCUUGAUAAAAGAUUACUUAACAAUGUUACAAUAUAUAUAUAUAUAUAUAUAUAUAUAUAUAUAGAUAUGUUGCCUGGUUUGAUUUGCAAGAAAGCAAUAACUGUGUACAGUAUGUAUAUGCAUAUCUAUAUCAUUGUACUAGGAGAUUGGGAGCUAUGGUUCGCAAAUGAGCUUGAAAUAUUGUACAGUUGGCUUUUCUUAGAGGACUUGCAUGCGGAGCUGGCAAUUUCGUAGGGUUUCUAAUUCUACGGAUCUUUGGAGCCCUUAGUCCAAUCUUUGGUUUUGAAUGUAUUUUGACAUCCUUGUUUCUCUUGUUAUUGGGGAAUUGAAAUACAUUCUUCUUGGAAUUGAUGAAGCAAAGCUCCACACACCCCAAUUAUCGAAAAAAAAAUACAUUCUUUUAUAAAAGGAACAAGAUGGGCUACGAAUAGUUGAAGAUUUUGUAUUUGUACACUUCAACCCCUUCUUUUAUAGGUAGAGCUACACAAUAUAAUGAGGGUGAGACUAUGAUGUGGGAUGUUGAGGGACAUAUAUUUGAUUCCUUAGAGUAUAGUGAGAUAUUUAAGAUUGCAAAUUUUCCGAGACCCAUUUUAAGGCCAUACCAUAUAUCAAUGAGGGUAUUGGAACGAUGAUGAGCUUUCGGAAGAUCCGGCCAAAUGAAGAGGAUUGUGGAGUGUCUUUUUAAUUCCUUUUUCUUUCUUUUUUUUCCGUCUGUGUGUGUUAUGUUAUUGAAUUUAUAAUGUGUACCUGAUGAAUGAUUAAUGAUAAAAAUGUUGAAGCUGGUUCACCUUA